Lotus japonicus is the source of this 1915-nucleotide messenger RNA. Its product is annotated as amino acid permease 4-like. Gene Ontology annotation, cellular component: plasma membrane. NCBI's taxonomy places the organism in Eukaryota, Viridiplantae, Streptophyta, Magnoliopsida, Fabales, Fabaceae. The coding region runs from base 191 to 1729 and encodes 512 amino acids. The transcript is spliced from 8 exons. The record is from RefSeq and is a predicted model, not a curated record.
AAAAUGGUUUAUACUGUUUUUGGUUUCAAUGGAAACGUGUUGUACGCAGAUUGCCCAUAGAUAAAGCAUUUUUUUUAUAAAAUCGCUUUCACUUCCAGCAAAAAAAGAAUCAUUCCUCACACUCACAUUUCUUCUAGUUCCUCCCUCACACUCACUCAACUAUUCAGCAUUUCAGCUACAUUUCACAAACAUGUUGUCAAGAAGUAGAACCCUUCCUAGCAGAAUCCACCAUGGAAUUAAAAUAGAAGAAAGGCAUGAUAUCAAGCACUCCUUACAAGUAGAAGUGCAGCCCAAGAUCCAAAAGGAGACUGAAGCAAUGGCUGUGGAUUCUAACUCCAAAUGCUUUGAUGAUGAUGGCCGCUUGAAGAGAACAGGGACAUAUUGGACAGCUUCAGCUCAUAUCAUCACUGCUAUAAUAGGCUCAGGAGUACUUUCACUGGCAUGGGCUGUGGCUCAGCUUGGCUGGGUUGCUGGACCUGUUAUCAUGCUUCUCUUUGCCAUUGUCAAUCUCUACACUUCCAGCCUCCUAACGCAGUGUUACAGGGCUGGUGACUCUGUUACUGGACAGCGAAAUUACACCUACAUGGAUGCAGUAAAGUCCAUCUUAGGAGGAAAAAAAGUGAAGAUAUGUGGCUUGAUCCAAUAUGUUAACCUUUUUGGAAUUGCAAUUGGGUAUACCAUUGCUGCUUCAGUCAGUAUGAUGGCUAUAAAAAGGUCAAAUUGUUAUCACAAGAGUCAUGGAAAAGAUCCAUGCCGCAUGUCAAGCAAUUGGUAUAUGAUAACAUUUGGGGUGGCGGAAGUGAUUCUUUCCCAAAUCCCAGACUUUGAUCAAGUAUGGUGGCUAUCCAUAGUUGCAGCUAUCAUGUCAUUCACUUAUUCUUUUGUUGGAUUGGGUCUUGGUGUGGCCAAAGUAGCAGAAAAUAAAAGUUUUAAAGGAAGCUUGAUGGGAAUUAGCAUUGGUACAGUUACACAAGCUGGAACAGUCACUAGCACAGAGAAAAUAUGGAGGACUUUUCAAGCUCUGGGGGCAAUGGCCUUUGCAUACUCUUUUUCCAUUAUCCUCAUUGAAAUUCAGGACACUCUAAGGUCUCCUCCUGCUGAGUAUAAGACAAUGAAAAGGGCAAGUAGGUUGAGCAUAACAGUUACCACAGUUUUCUAUUUACUCUGUGGAUGCAUGGGUUAUGCAGCCUUUGGAGAUCUUGCACCUGGAAAUCUUUUGACUGGUUUUGGGUUCUAUAACCCCUAUUGGCUUCUGGACAUUGCCAACCUUGCAAUUGUUGUGCACCUAGUUGGGGCAUACCAGGUUUUUUCCCAGCCCUUAUUUGCAUUUGUUGAAAAGUGGAUUGCACGUAAGUGGCCAAAGGAUGGUAUAGUCACCGCAGAAUAUGAAAUUCCCAUUCCCUACUUUGGGGUGUACAAACUCAACUUCUUCCGCUUAGUAUGGAGGACCAUCUUUGUGAUGUUGACUACCAUCAUGGCCAUGCUAUUGCCUUUUUUCAAUGACAUUGUUGGAAUACUUGGAGCUUUUGGGUUCUGGCCCUUAACAGUUUAUUUCCCAAUAGACAUGUACAUCUCACAAAAGAAGAUUGGAAGAUGGAGUAAUCGGUGGCUUGGACUUCAGAUGCUUAGUGUCAGUUGCCUCAUCAUUUCAUUGUUAGCUGCUGUUGGCUCUGUGGCUGGUGUUGUUUUGGAUCUCAAGACUUUCAAGCCUUUUAAAACUAGUUAUUAAGGGAAAAGAUUGACAAAUAAUAGGUUGGUUCCUGUAAGACUUUGAACUUUGAACUUCAGAAAGAAUGAUUUCUAUGCCUGUUAGAUGACAAUUCUACUUCACUACUUCUACCCCUUAUACUUUGUAGUAAACAUAUAACAGUGUAGACUCUUAUCACAACUAUUAUAUACGAUAUAUCUCAUCCAC